GCGAAGGAAAAAAAUUAGUGAUAUUCAACCUGAAGUCACUGAAUAUUUACUUUCAGUUUGGCUGUCAACAUGGCCGGUCCUUUGAGAUAUGACGGAAAAGUUGUACUUGUUACUGGAGCUGGGCAAGGUCUUGGUAGAGAGUAUGCCUUGCUUUUUGCGGACAGGGGAGCAGCUGUUGUUGUGAAUGACCUUGGUGGAAGUUUUAAAGGUGAAGGUCAGAGCACUAGAGCAGCAGAUAAAGUUGUGGAGGAAAUCAGAGCAAAGGGAGGCAAGGCUGUUGCAAACUAUGAUUCUGUAGAAUUUGGAGAAAAACUUGUCGAUACAGCGAUCCAGAAUUUUGGACGAAUAGAUAUUGUAAUCAACAAUGCUGGUAUUCUCCGAGACAAAUCUUUUGCCAGGAUCAGUGACCUAGAUUGGGAUUUGAUCCACAAAGUUCAUUUAAGGGGAUCAUUUUCUGUGACCCGUGCAGCAUGGCCCCAUAUGAAGAAAAAUAACUAUGGCAGAAUCAUUAUGACCUCCAGUGCUGCUGGUAUCUAUGGUAAUUUUGGACAGGGAAAUUAUAGUGCAGCCAAACUUGGCCUGGUGGGAUUGAGUAACACCUUGUCAAUUGAAGGAAGGAAGUAUAACAUCAAAUGUAACGCCAUUGCCCCGUCAGCUGGGUCUAGAAUGACAGAAACUGUGAUGCCACCUGAGCUUGUUGCUGCGUUAAAACCGGAAUACGUUGCACCGCUGGUGGCGUACCUAUGUCAUGAAGAUACUGAGGAAACUGGUGGACUGUUUGAAGUUGGUGCUGGAUGGGUCUCCAAAUUGCGUUGGGAAAGAACACAGGGGGCUGUUUGCAGGACAGCAACAACAAAAAUGACCCCAGAAGCAGUAAGAGAUGCUUGGAAGGACAUCACAGACUUUGACAACGCCACAUACCCUCAGUCAACAACAGAGUCGACCCGCCACCUGAUUGGUAUCCUUGGUGACCUGGAUGGUGGGUUAGGUGGAAAAUCUUCCUCUAGAUCAUCAUCAUCAUCAUCAUCAUCAUCAGGUGGUGGUAUCAACGUGGAAUUGGCAAAGGCAGCCAAGAUUAAACCAACAACCUUUACCUAUGAACCGAAAGAUGCUAUAUUGUAUGCAUUAGGAGUGGGAUAUACAACAAAAGACGAAGAUUACCUCAAGUUCUUGUUUGAAGGGUCAGAAGAUUUCAGUGUUGUACCAAGUUUCUGUAUACUCCCCUCUCAAGCCAGUACAUUUGGGUCAUUUUCAGGAGGAGUACCAGGCCUUGGUGUGGAUGUUACCAAGAUUUUGCAUGGAGAACAAUAUAUGGAGUUAUAUAAACCAUUCCCAGCUAAUGGCAAACUGACAUCACAGGCUCGUGUUGCCGACGUUCUAGAUAAAGGUGUCGGAGCAUUGAUACUGAUGGAAGUGGAUACAUAUGAUGAAAAGAAAGAGAAGAUAGCUUUUAACCAAUCAGCAAUCAUGGUGAUUGGAGCAGGUGGUUUCCAAGGUAACAAGACAUCGCCAGCUCUUAAGGCCUUGGUUAAACCUCCGAAGCGUGCUCCAGAUGCUAGCAUGGCUGAGAAAACAUGUGUUGACCAGGCUGCCCUAUAUAGAUUAACAGGUGAUAGAAAUCCUCUACAUAUAGAUCCUAGCUUUGCUGCCAUGGGAGGUUUCAAGCAGCCUAUAUUACACGGGAUGUGUAGUUUUGGAUUUGCCACCAGACAUGUAAUGAAGACAUAUGCCAACAAUGAUGUGUCCAAAAUAAAGGCAAUUAAGACAAGAUUUUCAAAACCAGUUUUACCAGGUGAAACAAUACAAACAGACAUGUGGAAGGAUGGAAAUAGAGUACUCUUUCAAUGUAAGGUUGUAGAGACAGGGGCUGUGUGUCUGAUGGGAGGAUAUGUAGAUCUUUAUGAAGGUGCUGGUGAUGCUAAACCAGCUACUCAGCCAAGUUCAGGUUCAAACAUGAAGAGUGAUGCAGUAUUUGAGGGUAUGAAACAGCAGUUGGCCAGCAGGAAAGACCUGGUGAAAAAAAUUAAAGCUGUAUUUGGUUUUGAAAUCACACAAGGUGGUAAAACUGCAUCUGAAUGGACUGCUGAUGUAAAGAAUGGAGAUGGGGAUGUUUACAAAGGAAAACCCAAGUCAGGCAAGGCUGACUGUACAAUUGUUAUAUCUGAUGAUGACUUUGUAGACCUUGUCACAGGAAAACUAAAUGGA
Molecule: messenger RNA, 2205 nt
Organism: Ruditapes philippinarum (Manila clam)
Lineage: Eukaryota; Metazoa; Mollusca; Bivalvia; Venerida; Veneridae
Product: peroxisomal multifunctional enzyme type 2-like
Molecular function (GO): oxidoreductase activity
Source: RefSeq, a predicted model, not a curated record